UGAACUUUUCCCUUUUAAUCACGUACAUACCAGGAAACAGUUCUUUUAUUUGGCAGAUUGUGCUCCGCUCUACACGCAAAUAAAAUGGAAGCAGCCUUUUACCUCUUCUUACUUGGAGCCAUCACAGGUUUCACAGAAGCAGCUGGAAUUUUACCAGAUGGUCCUUUGAAUGCACCUGUGGGAGGAUCUGUGAUGUUCACAACAUCUCUGACUGAAGCAGAUGGACCAUUUCUUGGAGUGACUUGGAGUUUUAAUACCACAUUUUUCAUAAUCAGCUACCAAUCAGGUUCAAGCUUAAUUCCUCCAGCCUAUCAGGACAGGAUCACCUUUUUUCCAUCUACAGCAUCUCUGGAGCUCAAAUAUCUGACCCUGGAUGAUGGAGGAGAGUACAGUGUUACUGUUUUUCCAGAUAGAGGAGGAAGAAUCAAGCUGGACAUUUAUGUUCCAAUCUUCUCUGUAACAGUAACUCCUCAGAGUUCAGACUUGGUUGAGUUCAGCUCUUUCAGUCUGACCUGCUCCUCCUCUGGUUCCUCGCUGUCCUUCAUCUGGAUGAACAGCAGCUCUGAGGUUACAUCCAGUGACAGAGUUCAGAUCACUGAUGGAGGCUCCACUCUGACUGUAGUCGAUGUGACUCGCUAUGAUGAACAAUCAUACAGGUGUCGAGUGUUUAAUCCUGUCAGUGAAGGCAUCAGUGAUCCAGUCAACAUCUUAGUCAGCUAUGGUCCAGAAAAUACCAAAAUGUCAGCGUCUCCAUCACAAGAGUUCUAUGAGGAAGGGUCAGACAUCAGUCUGAGCUGCUCGGCUGAUUCUAGACCUUCUGCCCAGUUUACAUGGUUUGUGAAUGGGACUAAACUUCCUGAUUCUGGACCAGAACUCACACUGAGGAACAUACAGUUCAGUCAGAGAGGAGAUUACAGCUGUCAGGCCUUCAACAGCAGAACGCUGACAAAUGAAACAUCUCCAUCUGUAUCAAUCUCCGUUCUACAAAAAAUCUCUGGAGUUUCCAUCAAAGCAUCAACAGAACAGUUCAUUGAGGGGAGCUCUGUCACCUUAACCUGUGAGGCCUCUGGAUCCUCACCCAGCAGAACAUGGAAGAAGGACGGAUCAGAUCUGAACUUGUCUGAAGACGUGACACUUUCUGAAGACAACACAGUCUUAACUUUUAAAGCUGUGAAGAAGGAGAACAGUGGAGAAUAUGUCUGUCUGGUCAGCAAUCCUGUCAGCAGUUCUGAAGCCAAGUUCACCAUUGUUGUUAACUAUGGACCAGCAAAUGUUCAGAUUGAAGGUAAAGAUCUGAUAAAUGAAAACGAUCAGAUCAAGUUGAUCUGUUCUGCUGAGUCCACUCCAUCUGCUACAUUCACCUGGAGACUGAAUGGAUCAGAGAUCACUGGAAGUUCUGCUGAGUUCCUCAAAGAAAAGGCACAAAGUUCUGACAGUGGAACCUACACUUGUGAAGCAAAGAAUAUUAUUACUGAGAAACAAUCAACAGCUGAACAUGAACUCCAUGUUCAACCAGGUGAAAAAAUGUCUUCAGGUACUGAUGAGGGUAAAUAAAUAGAGGAUUUUUGGUUGAUUUCAAACUAUGUUCUUAAUUCAAUAAAACAUGUUUUAAUCUUUUUUAUUUUACAAAAAUACAGCUUUUGGAACAUUGUUCAUUGUAAGGUGAAAUUGUUUACCAAGAAAUGUGUGAUUUAAAUAAAUCCAAAUGCUGUAAUAUUUGCCAAUGAACCACACAUACACAUUCAAAAUGUAAAAAAAUUGCUAAAAUUUUUAUUCAAUGUUUUAAUUCAGUUUAAAAAGAAACAAAGUGAACAUUCUGGGAACUCUGGGACUCUUAUCAUUAAACACAGAUACAUAAAUUGUAAAACCUUAUUAAUUUCAAAUGCUUGUCGUAAAUAUUGCUAAUUUUUUCUUUUGUGCUUUUUUGAACUCUAUCAUCUUGUAAAAUAUCCUUUCAUCAUCACCAGACUAAGCAAAAAAAAAAA
This is a messenger RNA of Oryzias melastigma (Indian medaka), 1985 nucleotides long. Its product is annotated as carcinoembryonic antigen-related cell adhesion molecule 5-like. Bases 85 to 1554 code for a protein of 489 amino acids. The record is from RefSeq and is a predicted model, not a curated record. The transcript is spliced from 7 exons. Lineage: Eukaryota; Metazoa; Chordata; Actinopteri; Beloniformes; Adrianichthyidae.